AUGGGCCAGACGGUGAAACCCCCAGACCCGGAUCGCAAACCUAGAGGUGGUCAAAUUCAAGAUCCUGAUUCGAUAUCACCUAUCCCCUCCCUGAUGGCGACUAUUCAGGAUGACGAUGAGCUGCUGUUGGCUCGAAUUGGAUACAAACAGGAAUUGCGACGAGAGUUCUCGAAAUGGUCCACCGUCUCGUAUGCCAUCUCCAUCCUAGGAGUCCUUGGGUCGGUGCCAGCAACAUUUGGCUCGCCGCUAUCGGCUGGUGGUCCGGCCACGGCUGUAUGGUGCUGGUUGAUCGGCUCCUGCAUGGCGAUGUGUAUCGGCAGUUCCGUCGCGGAAUUGGUCUCGGCCUAUCCAACCGCCGGUGGCAUGUAUUUCGUUACCAAACAUGUUGUUCCGGCCGAUCAGGUCCCAAUCUUCUCGUGGAUCCAGGGUUGGUGCAAUCUGCUCGGUCAGACGGCUGGUGUCUCCAGUGUGGCUUAUACCGUUAGCCAGAUGCUACUGGCCGGCGUUAGUAUGAACUCGGAUCUGGUCGAAGGCCAAUAUUCUUAUUCACCGACCGCACUGCAGACUGUUUUGGUAUCGAUUGGGCUGCUGUGCAUAAUCGGCGUGAUCUGUUCACUGACAACAAAAACCCUGCACCGAAUCAUUCUUUGGUUCGCUCCAAUUAACAUAUCUGCAACUAUCUGCAUUUGUAUUGCAUUGCUGUAUCUCACUCCGGAUAAACAACCCGCCUCGUGGGUCUUUACCCACUUCACUGACGGGUCCGGGUGGGGCUCCAAGGUAUUCUCGUUCUUUUUAGGCUUCUUGUCUGUUGCUUGGACUAUGACAGACUAUGAUGGAACGACUCACAUGUCGGAGGAAACCCAUGAUGCCGCUGUGAGAGGCCCAGUUGCUAUCAAGACCGCGGUGUUGGUCUCUGGAGUAUUUGGCUGGAUGUUGACAGUCUGUAUGUGUUUCUGUCUCACUGAGUUUGAUGAGAUCCUGCAUAGCCCGACUGGCCUCCCCGCCGCACAGAUCUUCCUGAACGCCGGUGGAAAGGUAGGCGGUUCCACCAUGUGGGCUUUUGCCAUCUUGGUGCAAUUCUUCACGGGCUGUUCAGCCAUGUUGGCCGAUACAAGAAUGGCAUACGCCUUUGCCAGAGACAACGCGCUGCCCUUUUCCGAGUUCCUAUCAAAGGUCAACCCUUAUACUCAGACUCCCAUCAACGCUGUCUGGUUUGUGGUCUUUUUCAGCGCUGGUCUCAAUUGCAUUGCCAUUGGAUCUACAGAAACUGCUACUGCCAUUUUCAGCGUCACGGCUCCGGCACUUGAUCUGUCUUAUGUGUCUGUCAUUCUCGCUCAUCAGAUAUACAAGAGGAAGGUCAAGUUCAUCGAAGGCCCCUUUACACUUGGCAGAUGGGGCACUUUGAUCAAUUAUGUUGCUGUCAUUUGGGUGUUGUUUAUCAGCACUAUCCUUUUCUUCCCAUCUCAGCUGCCAGUGACACCGGCGAACAUGAAUUACGCGAUCUGUGUUGCUGCCUUCAUUGGAUUAUUCUCCCUAGUUUGGUGGUGGGUCGCUGCGAGAGGAAAAUACACGGGUCCCCAAACCAACGACAUCAUCCAGGAAAUUCCUUCAGAGGAUACAAACGACUGCGAAGAGCCUGACGAUAUUACCGUCUAG
Messenger RNA from Penicillium atrosanguineum, 1656 nucleotides. RefSeq lists its product as uncharacterized. The transcript is spliced from 7 exons. The coding region runs from base 1 to 1656 and encodes 551 amino acids. Gene Ontology annotation, biological process: transmembrane transport; amino acid transport. Gene Ontology annotation, cellular component: membrane. The record is from RefSeq and is a predicted model, not a curated record. Lineage: Eukaryota; Fungi; Ascomycota; Eurotiomycetes; Eurotiales; Aspergillaceae. Gene Ontology annotation, molecular function: transmembrane transporter activity.